AUGGCGUCGACGGGGAUCCUGAGCCUAAAGAACGACACCCUAUUCGAGCUCUUUGCGCUGGUCGCAGCGACAGAUCCGCCACAUGCGUUGCCGUGGGGGGAUCCCGGACCUCUCAAGUACCACAUCGGCUGGGUGCGACUAUCUCACGUCUGCCGACUGUGGCGAAAGCUACUCGUCGAUGAGAUGCCGAGCUUGUGGGCUCGCAUUGCGUGUCGACUACCCCGCGCGCUCGACACUGUACUCUCGCGUGCCCAGGACCAGCCUCUGAUAUUGACCACCGACAUCACCUGGGGAUCAAGUCUGAGGCUCCCUCCAAAGCAUGACCUUCACGAUCGCCUAUACGAACUCUGCAUCACGCACAUUACUCGCGCAGGCAACUUGGAUGCACAAAAUGUGUCAAUGGACUGGGUGGGGCCCCUGAGCGGUAAAUACCUACCGCUGCUCAAGAAGAUCGAUGCGUAUCAUCUCCGGCCAUGGGGCGACCAGACUCCUACAGCCUCUUUGUUUCCUCUCGACGCUCCGAACCUCAAAUCGGUUAGACUACGGGACAUCGCGGUGACAUUCACGUCGCAGUCGAUCCGCGAGCUCACGCUUAACGGGCGGGAAAUAUUCUCUCAUGAGCAGUGGUCUUUGAUCGACGUGCUGGGGUCCCUGCGCACGUCGCUCGAGUUUCUCGAACUAGAGAUGCGCCCGCCAAAGGCGAUAAACUGGCGAGCCCAGGCCACAGCGCCCUUCACCCUCGAGCGUCUGAAGCAUAUCCACUUGUACGGCAGUGGAAAUGCCAACCUCACCGAGCUCGUCACUCUCUUAGGUGUGACGGUGCCUCUCGAAGACCACAACUACUACGCGCAUCUUGAGCCGGAAGGGUGGGAGCGCUUCGUAUAUGGAUUCGGACCCAUCCUACGCCAGCCAUCGUUCAACGCGCUACACCUCACGGACGACGGCAGGGUGUUUGCGAGCACGUUUGUUGCCAUCGAGAACCCCGAGCAUUACCCGUCCAGCGCAUCGCAGGAGGCUAGCCUAGAAGUCGAGUACGCGGGCGACGGCGCGAGAGCGAAGGCUAUUACAACCGGUCUACUGAAGCACCUCGAACACCCGUGUAUCGAGCAGAUCAUCUUCGCAACGGAUGCUCCUGACGAGCGACUCGGCGACAUCCGUGAUGCGCUUCGUCCCUUCGAGGCCGUCACAUCGUUCGCCGCGCUCUCGCAUCAUUCGCUCAAAGUACUGCGCGCUGGUGACGAUGAUCACGGUCCCAUCCUCCCGUCCUUGUCGCUGCUUGUCGCUUCAAUGGAGGAAAAGUACGGCGACGACAAAUGGGAUGCUGAGAGUCUAAAGGCAUGGUGGGAUAUGCUGUGCGAUAUACUCGAGGAUCGCGUCCGCGCUGGUCUAACAGCUCCCCGCAUCCGGUUAUGCAGCAAUGCGACGCCUAUUGCUGUGACGGAGGCCUUGAAAGGGGUAGACGAAGAGGGACUGGCGCGACUGAAGGAGCUUGUGCCGGGGCUUGAGGAUACACGCAAGAUCUUCGAGGCAGCCAAGAAAGAAUCUCCGUAA
Molecule: messenger RNA, 1551 nt
Organism: Peniophora sp. CBMAI 1063
Lineage: Eukaryota; Fungi; Basidiomycota; Agaricomycetes; Russulales; Peniophoraceae
Source: the annotation of a GenBank genome assembly